Nematolebias whitei (Rio pearlfish) is the source of this 870-nucleotide messenger RNA. RefSeq names its product translocase of inner mitochondrial membrane 21 (gene timm21). Gene Ontology annotation, cellular component: TIM23 mitochondrial import inner membrane translocase complex. Lineage: Eukaryota; Metazoa; Chordata; Actinopteri; Cyprinodontiformes; Rivulidae. The transcript has 6 exons. The coding region runs from base 151 to 870 and encodes 239 amino acids. The record is from RefSeq and is a predicted model, not a curated record. Gene Ontology annotation, biological process: protein import into mitochondrial matrix.
ACUCCAGUGUUUUUUUGACACUGCAAUAGAAGUCGUAAUGUUUGAAAUUGUUCCUUACAGUUUUAUUAAAGCAACAUUUAAAUAAUUAGUCACUACAAUAAGGCAGCCGCUGUAGCUUUCGUCUUAUUAACGCGGCUUACUGAUCGUAAUAUGGCUUAUGUGAACGUUUUGAAAACCCUGUUUCAUCGAAAUCUGAAAUCCGAAGUCUUCCUUCAGCAAUGCCGUUUGGUGCAGGUCGUGCACAGGACAUUGUCCACUAGCACAUCUUCAGGACUGGUCCUCUUCAGGACAGAGAGACCUGCUCUGAGCUGUCUCACCGCGGCUCAGCGGCCUGUCUGUCUCCACUGUUCGGCCAGAAACAGGAGCAGCCCGGAGGAGAGAGACAGGGCGGUUUCCAGGUAUCGGAGCGGGAGCCCCAAACCAACUUCACAGAAAGUGAAAGAAGCUGGUAAAGACUUCACCUACCUGAUAAUUGUGCUCAUCGGGCUGGGAGUGACAGGUGGGCUGUUGUAUGUGGUUUUUCAGGAACUGUUUUCCUCCAAAAGCCCAAACAAAGUUUAUGGAAGAGCCUUUGACAAAGUCAAAUCCCACCCAGAGGUGAUUGGUGCGUUUGGCGAACCACUCAAGUGCUACGGUGAAACUACCCGCCGAGGAAGGAGGCAACAAGUGAGUCAUGCAGAGUACCUGAAGGAUGGACUGAAGCACAUGAGGCUGAAGUUUUACAUCGAAGGCUCAGAGCCAGGCCUGAAAGGAACGGUGCAUUCAGAGUCAAAAGAGAAUCCUGAAACCGGAAAGUUUGAGUUUCGUUAUAUUUUUGUGGACAUCGACGUCUACCCCAGACGGGCCAUUAUUGUGGAAGACAACAGAUGA